CAAUGACAAUACCUAGCUAUGGGGAGUAAUGUUUAGAUUAGGGAAAAUAGUGAUAGUGCACUCCCUUCCUUAUCUAAAAGCCAAGUCGUCCGAUACAUUUACAUUUCUAUUUACAACUACAUCGUGUUUUCCAUAAGGAUAUACAGAAAGGAAUGAAAGUAUAGCCUAUUCCCAGGGGCACUUUUAUCACACAGGACCUCUGCUAAUAGCAGAGUCCUUCCUAGCUGCUUGAGUGAAGAUGGCGCAGGCACUAUCAGAGGAGGAGUUCCAUCGGAUGCAGGCUCAGCUUUUAGAGCUGAGGACACAGAACUACCAACUUUCAGAUGACUUGCGGAAGAACACAACUGAGCUGAAUGCUGUUCGUCUGAAGACUGUGACCUUGGAGAAAGAUUACAUCAAAGCACAGAAGGCUCUGAAUAAAAGCAAGAAAGCUCAGGAGGUGGAUGCUUUACUCAGCGAGAACGAGAUGCUGCAACGCAAGCUGCACAGCCAAGAGGACGACUUCAGACUGCAAAACAGCACCCUGAUGCAGGAGCUGUCCAAGUUAUGUACUCAGAUAGAGGAGCUACAACAUGAAAUCAAAGAGCUAAAGGAUGGCAAGGGGCUGCAGGCUGAAUCCUCCGGUACCAUCUCCAUCUCUGUGGAUGGAGAGUUACUGCGCCUCCAGGCAGAGAACGCUGCCCUUCAGAAAAAGAUGACGGCCCUUCAGGAGCGCCAUGAGAGUGAGAUAAAGAGCCAGAGGGGAGCGGAGGUCAGUGAAACCAAAGCCUCAGAGACAGAUGGCCUGGCUGACACCAACGGUGUCCGGUUGCACUCUGACGUCAGUGAGACCAGGGAGGACUCUGCAGCCGGAACCAAUGACAGACUGGAACAGGCAGAGGCAAAGUGUGCCAAACUGGAACAGCGAGUGGCCGAGCUAAGUGAGGUGGAGCUGCAGCUGCACACUGAGGUGGAGGAGAAGCGCCUACUGAAGGAGCAGCUCCAAGCACUAGAGUCAUCCAAACAGGCAGACAUCACACAACUUCAAGAAGAAAUAGCAAAGCUCUCUGAUAAAUUGAAGAAAAAACAAGACCGCUUUCUGCGUUCGCAAGCUGAAAAAGAAGCCCUUUAUAAUGACAGCAGGACCAAAAUCGAUGAGAUUCAACAGAGGAAGGAGGAGGAGCUAAAGUCAUUGAACAUCCGCAUCCAGAAGUUACAGGGAGAUCUGCUGUCAGCCAACCAGAGUGUUGGAGAGAUGAAGGAGCAGCUACAGAGCCGACAGAAGGAGCAUGAGUUAGUUCUACACACACUCAGAGAUCAGAUUCAGACAGUGAAGACUCAGGAGAUGAACCUUUUGCGUGACCAAAACACGGCUCUGAACGUUGAGCUGCAGCAGAGACGGACAGAGCAGGAGAGCUUCCUGGCACAGAGAGAUGACCUUAAGUCUCAGCUACAGGAGGGGAACCGUGCCAACAGCAGACUGUUGGAACAGCUGACUGUAUUGGACCAAUGGAAAGACCGAUUACAGCAAGAGCUGGAGGAGGCUAAAAAGACAGCUGACAAGCGGAAGGCCAUGCUGGAUGAACUGGCCAUGGAGAUAAUCACAGAGAAGUCCCGGCACAAGGAGGAGCUGAGCGACGUGCGUCUGCAGCAUGAGAAGGAGGUGCUGGGGGUGCGAGCACGCUACGAGAAGGAGCUGAGGGGACUCCAUGAGGACAAGAACCGCACAGAGGAGGGGAUCCGCUCACAGCUCCGAGACGAGAAGGCUCGCAAUAAGGAGCUGGAGGGCCUGCAGCAGUGUGUGGAGGAGCUGCAGGCCCAGGUCCAAUCCAUGGAGGACACUAAGGGCUGGUUCGAACGCAGACUCAAAGAUGCUGAGGAGAGCAUGGAGAAGAGCUGUCUGGAGCACCAGGAGAGCAUGGAGAAGCUGCAGGAAGAACACUCUCUCCAACUGGAGGGAAAGGCAUCUGAUAUAGAUGGUGUGAACCUGCAGUUGACAAAGGUAGAGAAGGAAAGGGAUGUGCAUUUUGAAACCAUUGGAAAACUGAAGCAGGAGAUUAAAGACACGGUGGAUGGCCAGAGGAUCCUGGAGAAGAAAGGUAGUUCAGCACUGAAAGACUUGAAGAGGCAGCUACAGCUGGAGAGGAAGAGAGCUGAUAAACUCCAGGAGCGGCUACAGGAGAUCCUCACCAACACUAAGACCAGGACAGGCCUGGAAGAGCUGGUGUUGUCAGAGAUCAGCUCUCCUAGUCCUAAGCAGCAGAGGGGAGAUAGCAGCAGUGUCUCGUCCUUCAACUACGGGGAGAUCAUGAAGGAGGGAGCCACAUCACAGAGCAUCAACAAGUCCGCCAGUGGCAGCCCCCAGUCCCAGCGGCCUGCUGACCUGUCUGAUGAUGAGGUUGGGGAGCUGUUCCAGAGGCUGGCUGGGGUGCAGCAGGAGAAGUGGAUGUUGGAGGAGAAGGUGAAACACCUAGAGGUCAGCUGCUCCUCCAUGGCUGAUGACAUCUGUAAGAAAAGUUCUAUCAUCGAGACCUAUGUCAUGGACAGCAGGAUAGCACAUGGUGCACAUGGUGCAACGGCGGUAGCCCAUCACGUGGGCCAGGUGGGGGGACAUGGUCAUGGCUUGGGCUCUGUGCUCAGGGACCUGGUGAAGCCUGGGGACGAGAACAUGCGGGAAAUGAACAAGAAGCUGCAGAACAUGCUGGAAGAACAGCUGACCAAGAACAUGCAUUUACAGAAGGACCUUGAAGUUCUGUCUCAGGAGAUUGUCCGUUUAAGUAAAGACUCAAGUCCUGGAGCUGGCUCAGCUACGGGCUAAAAGACUGGAACAAGUCCCUCCUCUCUGCCCUCUCUCUUCACCUGUUUCUGUGGCCAACAAGAGGACAUUACCUAACUGACUGACUGAACCUCUGGCUGGGAACACAGAUGAAAGGAGAGGGAUAGAGGAGGGUAGGAAGGGGUUAGUGCUCUUGAAACUGCUUUACUACUGAAUGUACUUACUGUAACAUGUCUUGGUUCUUUCUGUGGUAUUGUGAUCUGACUUCUGUCUGUCUGCACUCUCUGCCUCCCCACUCUGGUGUGAUCUGAAGAAUAGCAGAAGGCAACCAUGUCUGGAUGCCAGGACACAGUGCUUUACUGGUUCACGACUUCAAGAGAUUGUUUAAUGUUGCGAAUAACAAGAGACAUUCUGCCUACUCAUACAGAGGCUUACGCUGUUGUGUUUUGCCUGUACUCGUAUUCAUUUCUUUAUACUUUCAACUCUGCAACUCUUGUUUUUGUUUGUAUAAAUCCUGUAUAUAUGAAUAUGAAAAAUCAACUGUAGUAAUUUAACUGUCCUCGGAGUAAUAAGUAUUGUAAUGAAACAGCAGGGUCGUUACAGUAUUGUAUAUGAGCCAAAAUGAUUGUAAAGGUUUUAUGACCAUCAUACAUUCUAGAUGCUGAAAUGUCCAGUUUGUGUUUGUCUGGGGAAAGUGUGAGUAUCCUAAAGCCAGUAGUAAAAAAAAAAAAAAUAUUUACAAAAACUCAAUAACAUGCAUAGUGUUGAGGACUGGACCAAACCACCACUGCUUCUUGGGGAACGGACAAAACCACUCCUAUCUCUGGGUCGCUGGACCACACCACCCCUGUGUCCACUCACUGGGUUAGAUCUCUGUGCUCGUUUCCUUUUAAUCUGCACCAGUCCCGUGACUGCAGCAGAAUCACAGAGGAGGCCUUAGCAGCUCAGCAUCUGGUGUCAACAUGAACAUGAUGUCCAACUCCACAGAGACUGGCUGGAUGCCUGCUUUGUGGCCCGCUUUCAAGAUGUCACUUUGGCUGCUUUCUCUAUCAAUUAAGACUCCAGGUGUGGUUAGAUUUGCACAUUUAAUUCCGGCUUAACUCCACUUUGAUAUUUUCUGAAAAUAUUAGAUUCCAAAUAAGAGGAAGCAGAGGAUUCUUUGUGAUGAGCAGAUUAAUUUGCCCCCUUGGUUGAGGUCUAACAACAGUGUCGGUUGUCUUGACUUCACUCUGGCAAAGCUCAUCAGUGUGCUCGCUGAGUUCAACAUGGACAGGAAACUCAUCACCAAUAUUUAUUAUCUGCCAUCAAUACCUGGCCAUUACUGUGUGUCAGAAGAACUGGCCCCAUGCCCUGUAGGAUGAGGGAAACAUGAAUCAUGUGAAGCUGUGCCUUCUAUUUCACCUGUCUUUGACUUACUUAGCAAAUGUCUUAUUUUAAAUGACUUCUCAACAUGACUGAACAGCAGUAGCUGGGCAGAUCAGAUGGUAUAACACAGGGUGGUCUAACACAGCGUGCAUACCUCCCUGUGUUAGCCUUUUAUACUUCUCAACAUGACUGAACAGCAGUAGCUGGGCAGAUCAGAUGGUAUAACACAGGGUGGUCUAACACAGCGUGCAUACCUACCUGUGUUAGCCUACUUUGAGACAUGUUUCCCUUAUCUGAGAAUGUAUGCACUUCAUUCAGGCCUCCGUGAACACUUGUUUAGGAACGAACAGAUUGGUCAUUGGAAGCCCCCCCCCCCCAAGAACGUCUUCUCUUAUGUUCAAGUAAGGCUGGGCGAUAUAUCAAAUUAAUAUAAUAUAUUCAAAUAUAUUUUUGGGCGCGAUGUUUCAAAUGCCUAUGUCACAACAAUCUAGGUUUUUAUUUUAUGUUCAUUGUUGCUUCAUUGUUGGUAUGUUGCUUGUUAAAAAAAAAAAAUCAGGUAAUGUUUUUUAGAGCCCCAUUCAUACAGUCUAAUUUUUGCCGCGUUCUUGCCGGGAUAAGUCUUUUAUACCUCCCGUGCACAUGCCGGCAAGAUUAGGAGUGGGAGGUGUAUUUGAAUAAAUUCAUUGAAUGUGCACCAUCACAAAUACGUUUUUGGCAGGUCCUAAGAAACAUAAGACUAAUAAAAUAUGUUUUCAAGACGAAUAGAAUGGCAUAUUUUGAGUUGAAAUUAUGUUACUGGUCUGUGCAGCAUAUAUUCUAAAUGGCUGUGCCAUGCACAUGAAACCAAUAGUGAUUUUGUUCCUUAAACAGACAAGGCACACUUACCAGGCUACCCUGAUCAGUCAACACAUAUACAGUAUUUUUGAAUAGGCUAAGAAUAUCAUUAAAUAUAACGGUAUAAAAUACAAUUCAUAUUUUUCCCAAACAAUUUGCAUCACAUCAAAGGUGUGGAACUGCUGUCAUGUAAAAAAAAAAAAUUUAAAGUGAUAUUUUUUAAGGAGAGACCAAGGUAAGCCCAUGCUUUUAUGAUAUCCAAUUGGUAGUUACAGUCUUGUCUCAUCGCUGCAACUCCCGUACGGACUCGGGAGAGGUGAAGGUCAUGGUCCUCUGAAACACAACCCAACCAAGCCACACUGCUUCUUGACACAACACCUGCUUAACCCGGAAGCCAGCCACACCAAUGUCUCGGAGGAAACACCGUUCACCUGGUGACCGUGUCAGCGUGCAUGCGCCCGGUCUGCCACAGGAGUCACUAGAGGGUGAUGGGACAAGGACAUCCCUGCCGGCCAAACCCUCCCCUAACCCGGACUACGCUGGGCCAAUUGUGCGCCGCACCAUAGGUCUCUGCCUGGACUCGAACCAGGAUCUCUAGUUGCUCAGUUAGCAACUGCGAUGCAGUGCCUUAGACCACUGCGCCAAAUGUAUCCACAGUAAGUCGCUCUGCAAAAAGUUUGCGGGAUGCUAAAGUUUACAGAAAAUGUAUUUUGAAAUGUGUAUUUGACAACAAGCCAUCUGUGGUACUGUGUUGUGUGGCAAAACUGCACAUUUUAGAGUGGCCUUUUGUUGUCGCCAGCACAAGGUGCACCAGUGUAAUAAUCAUGCUGUUUAAUCAGCUUCUUGAUAUGCCACACCUGUCGAGUGGAUUCAUUAUCCUGGCAAAGGAGAAAUGCUCACUAACAGUGAUGUAAACAAAUGUGUGCCCAAAAUGUGAGAGAAAUACAUUUUUGGUGCAUAUGGAACAUUUAUUUCUUUUAUUUCAGCUCAUGAAACAUGGGGCCAACACUUUACAUGUUGCGUUUUAUAUUUUUGUUCAGUAAAUAAAGAUUAGCUGGCUA
Oncorhynchus nerka (sockeye salmon) is the source of this 6015-nucleotide messenger RNA. Its product is annotated as GRIP1-associated protein 1-like. Gene Ontology annotation, biological process: regulation of modification of synaptic structure; neurotransmitter receptor transport, endosome to postsynaptic membrane; regulation of neurotransmitter receptor transport, endosome to postsynaptic membrane. Gene Ontology annotation, cellular component: glutamatergic synapse; extrinsic component of postsynaptic early endosome membrane; postsynaptic recycling endosome. The coding region runs from base 239 to 2797 and encodes 852 amino acids. The transcript is spliced from 27 exons. The record is from RefSeq and is a predicted model, not a curated record. Lineage: Eukaryota; Metazoa; Chordata; Actinopteri; Salmoniformes; Salmonidae.